Neoarius graeffei (lesser salmon catfish) is the source of this 649-nucleotide messenger RNA. RefSeq names its product spexin hormone (gene spx). The coding region runs from base 269 to 622 and encodes 117 amino acids. Lineage: Eukaryota; Metazoa; Chordata; Actinopteri; Siluriformes; Ariidae. The transcript has 6 exons. The record is from RefSeq and is a predicted model, not a curated record. Gene Ontology annotation, molecular function: neuropeptide hormone activity.
UUGUUUAUUUGCUUGUUUAUUUAUUUAUUGCUAAAGGUGUACAAGCCCUUCCCCCACGUUAAUCAAUGUUUCUUGACCUAUCACCAUAGAUGCUGCUCAUUAACCACAGCGCUGUGUGUGUGUGUGAGAGAGAGAGAGAGAAUUCCUCCACCCUCUUAUUAUAAAUAGGAGUGAUUGUUUUAUGAGCGACUUUAUCCACACUCGUCUCUCUCCUCUUUAAACUCCACUCACUGAUCAGAUCACACACUGAGGAGCUCACAGCAGAGACAUGAAGAGUGUGAAGACAUUCACAGCUUAUGCGCUGGUGUUCCUCUUGCUGUCCUCACUCGUCUCUCAGGCAUGCAGUGCUCCGAAGGGCAGGUUCCAGCGGCGUAACUGGACUCCUCAGGCCAUGCUGUACCUCAAAGGCACACAAGGACGGCGCUUCGUGUCGGUGGACAGAAACGAGGGUGACGUCUUCGACACGCUCCACUUAGAAACACAGAAUGAAAACACAGAGAACCUGAGCAUCUCCAAGGCGGCCACGGUGCUCCUCAACUUCCUCCAGCAAGUCAAAGACGAAGGAAUGGAUAACGGAUUAUUUUUGCAAGACACACCAGUUUGGAAAAGAGACUACUUCUGAGGCGGAUUCUGUGUAAAAUACGUGAAC